This is a messenger RNA of Oldenlandia corymbosa var. corymbosa, 1766 nucleotides long. The record is from the annotation of a GenBank genome assembly. NCBI's taxonomy places the organism in Eukaryota, Viridiplantae, Streptophyta, Magnoliopsida, Gentianales, Rubiaceae.
AUGGAAUCUGCCCAUAGUCAAUAGUCAGCAAUAUAUAUACACAUACAUACACAUAUAUAUAUAUAUAUAAUUUCUUUCAAGCAAAAUUCCAAUAAUGCAAAACGACAAAGUUGAUGACGUGGUGGUGGUCAUGGUGCCACUUCCGGCACAAGGCCAUCUCAACCAGCUGCUCCACCUCUCUCACAUCCUCUCCUCCUCCGGCUUCGCCGUCCGUUUCGUCGGAACGCCGUCCCACAACCGCCAAGCUCAGGUCCGGCUACAUGGAUGGAAUCCAGAAGCCACCUCAAAGAUCCAUUUCCAAAACUACUCCAUUCCACCUUUCCCAACUCCGCAACCAAACACCAACACCGCUGACAAACUCCCCGUCCAACUCUUCCCCUGUUUCUCCGCCUCCCUGCACCUCCGGCAACCCAUUUACGAACUCGUCAAAGAGUUAUCGGUUUCAUGGAGGAAAGUGAUUGUGAUACACGAUUCCCUCAUGUUCUACGUCAUCCAAGAUGUUUCUUCCGUACCAAAUGCCGAAUCCUACUGUUUCCAUAGCGUCAGUGCUUUUGUGUUGUACAUUAACAGUUGGGAUAGGGCGGAGAAACGGCCGUUUGUUCUUCCCGACGGCGUUCCGAUAAACGACCUCUUGCGCGGCGGCUCACAAGUCCUUGUCCCUGAAGAAAUCACUGAGUUUUUCAAGCUUCAGCAAGAAUCCAGGAAGCGUAAUUGGGGAAAUCUCUUCAACAGUAACAGAUUAAUAGAAGCCGAUUAUCUCAACAUCCUUGCUGAAGAAAAACUAUACGCCUCGGAAAAUCUCUGGGCAAUUGGUCCCCUGAAUCCCCUGUUUUUAGAAAAUCAGGAUUCCGAGAUAUUAUCUGAAAUUCGGCAUGAAUGUUUGGAUUGGCUUGAUACGCAACCCGGUAAGUCAGUAAUAUUCGUCUCUUUUGGGUCGAAUACUUCACUCUGCGAUGUACAAAUUGAGGAGAUCGCAAUUGGAUUGAAAAACAGUAACCAAAAGUUUAUCUGGGUUGUAAGAGAAGCGGACAGAGGAGAUGUUUUUGUUGAAGCAGAGGAUGGCCUGAGAGCCAGAUUGCCGGACGGAUUCGAAGAUGAAAUAGUGAAAGAAGGAAAGGGAAUGAUUUUAAGGGAUUGGGCUCCGCAAUUGGACAUUUUACGACACCCGUCGACGGGCGGAUUUAUGAGUCAUUGCGGGUGGAAUUCGUGCAUUGAGAGUAUCAGUUUAGGGGUAGCCAUUGCAGCUUGGCCGAUGCAUUCCGACCAGCCGAUAAAUGCAAUUCUGGUGACCAGAAUUCUGAGAGUUGGGCUAAUGGUUGGGGAAUUCGGGCACGAAGGAGAGUUGGUGAAAGCGGAUGUAAUUGAAAAUGCUGUCAGGAAAUUAAUGGAUUCGGCUGAAGGAGGUUUGAUCAAGAACAGGGCGGAGGAACUAAGUGAUGCCAUUAAGAAAUCUGUGAUCAAAAUCAAAGGUGGUUAUGGAAUUGAGAACAAGAGCAAGACAGAGAUGGACACUUUUAUAGCUCAUAUAACUAGAUGAUCAUUUUUGUUUACUUGAUUUCUUUCCAUUAAAAUGAAGAUCCAAUAUCAUAAAGUUUUGUAUCAUUCGUUUCUCAGAGGGAAAUGUCACCAUGUUUAAUUGUAUUACACUAUUACGUUAAUGGUUGUGCCAUGAACUCCAAGAGGCCAAAAUAUGUCAUAAAAUCCUCCCUUCCGAAAGUUCUUUUUUAUGGAGUGAGAUGUAAAUUCAAAUGCCAAUAUCUACUCAC